Messenger RNA from Sinocyclocheilus rhinocerous, 1947 nucleotides. Its product is annotated as glucose-6-phosphate isomerase-like. The record is from RefSeq and is a predicted model, not a curated record. The transcript has 17 exons. Gene Ontology annotation, biological process: gluconeogenesis; glucose 6-phosphate metabolic process; glycolytic process. Lineage: Eukaryota; Metazoa; Chordata; Actinopteri; Cypriniformes; Cyprinidae. Bases 120 to 1643 code for a protein of 507 amino acids. Gene Ontology annotation, molecular function: carbohydrate derivative binding; monosaccharide binding; glucose-6-phosphate isomerase activity. Gene Ontology annotation, cellular component: cytosol.
UCAGGAUUUGUCAUUGCACUUCCUCCUCACGCUUCUGUGCGCUGCGUGAGUGCUGAGCGGGUGUAAUUCACAUUAGCAGCUUUGGACCGAAGGACAGCGGUGUUUUUUUUUGUUUCAUCAUGGGACUCACCAGCGAUCCGAACUACCGCAAACUGGAGCAAUGGUACAAAUCCAGCGCCGGGAACCUCAACAUGAGGCAGAUGUUCGGCGCCGAUCCAGACAGAUUCAACAAGUUCAGUUUACAGAUGACGACAGAUGAUGGAGACAUUCUGCUGGAUUACUCUAAGAAUCUCAUCAAUGAAGAAGUCAUGCGCAUGCUCUUCGACAUGGCGCGAUCGGUGGGCGUUGAAGCUGCCAGAGAGAAGAUGUUUGCAGGGGAAAAGAUCAACUUCACUGAGGGUCGUGCUGUUCUCCACACCGCCCUGAGGAACCGCUCUAACACUCCUAUCAUGGUGGACGGUAAAGACGUAAUGCCGGACGUGAACGGAGUCCUGGAGCAGAUGAAGGGCUUUUGCCAUAAAGUGCGCAGUGGCGAGUGGAAAGGCUUCAGUGGUAAAGCCAUCACUGACGUCGUGAACGUUGGCAUUGGUGGUUCUGACUUGGUGAGUUUAACGUUCACCACCCAAGAGACCAUCACCAACGCUGAGACGGCCAAAGAAUGGUUCCUCCAGGCCGCUAAAGAUACAUCUGCUGUGGCCAAACAUUUUGUGGCUCUUUCCACAAAUGCACCAAAAGUCAAGGACUUUGGUAUCGACACCAACAACAUGUUUGAGUUUUGGGAUUGGGUCGGCGGGCGCUACUCGCUGUGGUCGGCUAUCGGUUUGUCCAUUGCACUGCACAUAGGUUUUGACAAUUUCGAGCAGCUUCUAGCUGGUGCUCACUGGAUGGAUAACCACUUCCGCUCGGCUCCUCUGGAGCAGAACGCCCCGGUCAUACUGGCCCUGCUCGGCGUCUGGUACGUCAACUUCUUCCAGGCCGAGACACAUGCCCUGCUGCCCUACGACCAGUACAUGCACCGCUUCGCUGCGUACUUCCAGCAGGGAGACAUGGAGUCCAACGGGAAGUACAUCACCAAGUCUGGCACUCGUGUGAAUUACCACACUGGACCCAUCGUGUGGGGGGAACCAGGAACCAACGGACAGCAUGCCUUCUACCAGCUCAUUCACCAGGGCACUCGCUUGAUUCCGGCUGACUUCCUCAUUCCUGCUCAGAGUCAGCAUCCUAUCAGAGAUAAUCUGCAUCAUAAGAUCCUGAUGGCAAACUUCCUGGCGCAGACGGAGGCUCUGAUGAGGGGAAAGACCCCUGAAGAGGCCAAGAAGGAGCUCCAGGGUUCUGGGUUGUCUGGAGAUGCACUGGAGAAACUCUUGCCCCAUAAAGUUUUUGAAGGAAAUAAGCCAAGCAACUCGAUCAUUUUCAAGAAACUUACACCAUUCAUGCUUGGUGCAUUUGUUGCCAUGUAUGAACACAAGAUCUUUGUGCAAGGUGUGAUGUGGGAUAUCAACAGCUAUGACCAAUGGGGUGUGGAGCUCGGCAAGCAACUGGCCAAGAAGAUCGAACCCGAGCUGCAGGACGACGCAGAGGUUCAUUCCCACGACUCCUCCACCAAUGGACUCAUCAGCUUCUUCAAGAAGAACCGCUCUUAAAUGUUUCCUAACUCCUCCCCUUUAACCCUACCUCUGCUGACCCCCUCAUCCAAUGAGAUUAGUGAAUUAUGUAUUAACGCUUGGCAUAGUUCAUAUAAUAAGCCUAGACAAGGAGGACAAGCACUUUAUGUCUGUCAUCAUGUAUAAGCCAUGAGAUUCUUGUGUGUGUUGUGUAAGAUUUGACUGUAUUCGUGUAUCUGUGGACCAGUAUGGGACGACUAUCUGUUUGCACUGCACAUUCUAGAUGGAUUUCAUGUUCUCCUUUGGGCCAAGGAACCACAAUAAAUGUAUUCUUUGUCACCUU